Messenger RNA from Prosopis cineraria, 633 nucleotides. Its product is annotated as putative F-box protein At3g16210. The record is from RefSeq and is a predicted model, not a curated record. The coding region runs from base 1 to 633 and encodes 210 amino acids. The transcript is spliced from 2 exons. Lineage: Eukaryota; Viridiplantae; Streptophyta; Magnoliopsida; Fabales; Fabaceae.
AUGCUUCCUUAUGAGAAUUCUUCCCUCAAGCAAAAGGAAUUACCGAUUAUAUAUGGAAGUUGGAAAAUUCUCAUCAAAACCCCAUCUUUCAUCAAAAGCCACCUCCACCAAUCUGCUCACAAAAACCCUUUUCUUCUCUUCCGUGGAUCAUUUUUCAGCCACGUUCCUGAUGAUGAACCAUUAUAUUUGGUUGACUGCAAGACGGGAAUGGUUGAAGUUCAGAUCACACCUUUGAUCGAUCCCUUGAGAUUUGGUUGGGACAUUGUUGGUUCCUGCAAUGGCUUGCUUUGUGUGGAAACAAGUUAUCAUUAUGAUGCAACUCAACCACUUUUGUUGUGGAACCCAGCAAUUAGAGAGGUCAUGCAAGUACCCGGAACGACCAAUGUCUCUCUUCGGCAUUGCAGGUUCGGAUUUGGUUUCAGUCCUACCGUUAAUGAUUACAAAAUAGUGAAAGUUCAUUAUGAUCUCAAUUCUAUAUUCGUGAAUCGAAUUGAAGUGUAUUCUUUAAGGACAAGGUCAUGGAAGGAACUUACGAAAGGGGUUUUGCAGAACAUAUAUUUAUGUGAUGCUGUGGAUUCUAAUGGAACUAUAUUCUGGCUUGGUGGGGGGACAGAUGUGAUCAUCCAAUGGUAG